Molecule: messenger RNA, 3389 nt
Organism: Anguilla anguilla (European eel)
Lineage: Eukaryota; Metazoa; Chordata; Actinopteri; Anguilliformes; Anguillidae
Exons: 2
Coding region: 768-1664 (298 amino acids)
Biological process (GO): regulation of autophagy
Cellular component (GO): mitochondrion
Source: RefSeq, a predicted model, not a curated record
UUGUUACAGUUAACCGGACGGGGCGCUUCUACUGCGUCUUGGGCAAAAUUGGCGAUAUGUUCAAAAUGUAAACAUUUAGGUUGUACUGCAUACGAAUUUUGUAUGCGACCUCUGCGAUUUAAAAAUAGUAAAAUAACAAUAAUAAUAAUGAUAAUAUUAGUAGUAGUAGCAAUAAUAAUAAUAAUAAUAGAAAAGCUCGAACGGCUAGGCAUUUUGUCAAUUCAGGCUUUAAUUCUUUGAUAAAAUAUUUUGAACUGAUUCAUUUUCGGCCCUGAGAAAGAAAUGUGGCAUGUUCACUUUUAGAGACAUCGAGAGAAAAAAAGAGUUAAUGAUGGGGUCCGACAAAAUGUCUUAAUGCAGCAUCCACGCCUGGGACGGGGUACCUCGUGCUAACGUUAUCUACCCUCGUCCCGCCCGUCUUAAGCCCCGCCCUCUCUCCAUACAUGUCCCCGCCCCUUUCGCUCUGUCAAUAAAAUCCAUUCGUCAAAUGAGAGUGUUCAAGAACUGCAAAUGGAUGGUGCUGCUAUUUUUAGAAACCGAGGAUGGGUGGGGGACAGAGGGAGAGCGUUAGCGCGAGAGCUCCAGGGCUGAUGAGAGGUAGCCCCGCUUCUGUAACGGUCGUCAGCCAGGGACUGGUAUUCGGCGAUACAGACAACUGUAAGAUCGUCGCUCGAUACAGCUAAAAAAAUAUAUAUUUAUUUUUUAAAAACCCGGUGCGUUGAGAACGCGCGUCGAGGAGAGGAAGAGAAGGGUACACACGUGCAGACAUGCGUCCGCGGUCCAGGCUCCUGGCCAAGAAGCGCCUGCCCACCAUCCGGGAGGGGCACGAGGAGCUGCUGCAGGACAUGAACCAGGCCAACAGCUGCCACGCCCCGCGGCGCGGCCUGUCCUCCGAGGACUACCUGCUGUCCAUCUGCCAGCUGGCCCGGCCCGCCUUCCCGCUGCGCGAGCCGGACCGCGACAUCCUGACCCUGGGCCAGCUGGAGGCCCUGAAGCCCGGCCGGAGGCCCCCCCGCCUCCCCGCGCCCCCCCGACCCCUGACCCCCACCACCCGCAGCGGCGGCGGCGGCGGCGGAGGCUACCGGGAGGAGGAGGAGGAGGAAGAGAGGGCGGAGUCGCACGCGCUCCCCGGGGGCGUGGCGGCGAGUCAAAGCCGCGGCCGUGGCAACAGUUGCCGGGCGACCCCCGACCCCCUUGAGGUCCUGUAUGGGGGUCGCCGGGACGGCCCCGCCUCGUCCACCUGCGUCGCCCGGGACACGGAGGGGAGGCUGAGCGAGGGCGCCGUACCCGAGAAGAGAGGAGCCAGGGGUCCGGGGUCCCGCCCCCUGCCUCGGUCCCAGAGCUUCCCCCGCCUCUGCUCCCCACCCCACGCCCACCGUAAAAGCAGCUGCCCUGAGAUCCAGUUGGCGGACAUGCCCGGCCCCGCCCCUUCAGGCGACCAGCCAACGGGGGGAAGCCCAGGGAAGAAGCCCAGCAUCACCACACUGUCCACUGAGGGUGACCAGGAGAUGACGGGCAGGUGCUCCCCUACUGGACAGAGAGAGAACUGCAGCGGCCCAGCAGACAAACAGUCGAUGAUCUCCAGCUGGAUCGCGGACUGUCGCAAUGCGUGGCAUGAGGCCCGGAUGAGAGCCUGCAUGCUGCCUACCAUCGCUGAGAUAUAAACACACACACACGCUCGCACAUGCACAUGCACACAUUUACACGCAGGCACAUGCACACACUUACACACAGGCACGUGCACAUACACACACUCACGCACGCUCACACGUGCACAUACACACGCUCACGUGCACACACACACACACACGUGCACACACAUACACACACACACACACACGCUCAAACACACAGACAGAGACGCGCUCACACACACACGCAUGCAAGCAAGAGUGAAAUUACAUUCCAUAGCAAACAUGUUGCUGAUUUUACUAAUUAAAUGUAAUAUAAUAUUCUGAGUAUAAAACUGUGCUCUAUGCUACACUGUACAUAAUUACUGCACACACUUAUUACAGCAGAGAUCUACCUUCCGUGCUUGAAUGUAGGUAGAUACAGUAAAUAACAAUGUUAAUUUCAUUUUCUGGUGUCUUAGGUUGAAACUAACAUUAUCCCUGCCUGUGGAGAGCACUUAACGUUUUCUUAGAACUGAGGUAAAAAUCUCAUCAGCUGAAAAGCAGACUUCGGAGUGUUACGUGUAUGCAAAACGAUAGUUUGAGGUGGCAUUUGUGGCAUUUGUGACACAAACCUCAACUUUGACUUGAUGUAAUUUCUGUUUGUAUUUUUAGCUUUCUGUUUGACAAAGCCUUGCUAUCCAGGGCGUUUCAAGUGCAGCACUGUUAAUCUCAUAGGGGCCAGCAGUCAGAAAGGCGUAUUGGCCUAUGAGUUGAAGGCAGCUAUUGGGACUAAGGGAAUAUCGAAUAUUUCUGUGCAUCUCAUCGUGGCCAAUUAUGGAGCUUCAGAAACCUUGCAAAGGAUUAUGGGAGAUUUAUAUGUAUACUUUUUUAACGACAAGAGGGAAGGAAGCUCGGAAGUAUUACUGCUGAGGUUCCACCAAACGGGGUUGAAGUGGGGGGGGGGGGGGGGGGGGGGGGGGCAGGAGAUUGUUCUUCACGACAAGGGGGAAUUGGACGGAACAGACGCCUUCCUCAGGCUACCUUUCCCCUGCUCCAAUCCGACUCGGGCAGAAUGGGGCAAAGCAAGGCGCCACAUUCAUUUAGACUUCUUCACUCCCCCCAGUAGAGCAUGAAUGUAAAAUAUUAGGUGUUGUACUCAAUGUGACUUGUAAAGAAUACUGAGGGCUGUGUUUCAAACAUACGCUUAAAUUAAGGCUGGGGAAGGGCCACCGUGCAGUAGGCCCUCCGGACCUGCAGGGGUCAGUAUGGUUCUGUGGAGGGUCUUUCCUUUGUGAUUUAAAAUGUGUGUAAGACAAUGAAUCCAUAUUUCAGGGUCAGCAUCUCAUUCGCCAGUUCAGGGGGGUAUUUCACGAAGCAGGGUUACUGAGUUAGCUGUAUGACAGCACUGAGUAAAACCUGGAACUGUCCCGUAAUCUGGACCAUGAACUGAAGUGAAGAAGAGCUCUUCUGGGUUUUACUCAGCGCAGCUUUCCAGCUAAUUUAGUAAACCGUCUUUGUGAAAUACCCCCCCAGUUCUCUGGACUGUAUCUUUGUGUAUUAUUAUUAUUAUUAUUACCUUGGGAUCAUGUAAGUAUUUCUGAGUUGAACUAUCUUGCCUCUGGUGUGCAUUUGCACAUGUUGUAUAUAAAAGACAACACAUGUAAUGGCAGAAAACUGUGAUGAAUUUAGUAUUUUACGGUGAUCUGAUACUCUGAAUGUUUUUGUACCUCUGUCCACCAUUGGUUAAUGACUUAAUAAACUCUGUUUUUUAUGUUG